CGAGAAUCUGCUCGAGUUCACGGGAUUCAUUCAGUUGCUUGGCGAAUGUGAAACCUUCAAGUACUCCCCACUCAUGGACCACGACAUCCCGGGGUGUUCCUAAUCCCCGGUUGGCACAGGACAACGGGUUGAGUGUUCCAAGGCGAUUAUGCUUGAGAUCGGGUCCAAGUUCAAGUCCUGGUUCCUGGCAUUGUUUAUCAUUGCCAUCGUGUUGAGCAACUUGUUUAGUGUGAUUGCCAUCUUCCGACGUCGACCCAAAAUCACUCGGAUGUACUUCUUCCUUCUCCACUUGUCUUUGGCCGACAUGCUCAACGCUUUUCUGACCCUCCUCCCAGAAUUCGUUCGGAGUCUCGCUCUAGACACCAACCUCGGGGAUGUGGGCUGUAAAGUGAUCAAGUACUUGCAAAUGUUUGCUCCUUACUUAAGCUCGUAUAUCCUGGUGAUGACGGCGGUGGAUCGUUACCAAACGAUUUGUUUUCCUCUGGAGAACCGAUUCUGGAUCCCACGCGAUUCAUUCAAGAAGAUCGCCGGAGCUUGGUUUCUCUCGGGUGUGCUUUGCAUUCCUCAAAUCUUCAUCCACGCUUCCAAACUCGAAGGCGGUGUGCUCCAAUGCAAAUCCUUUCUGCGAGAUCGCCCCAAUGCCUGGGUAUCCGAGAUCUAUGUCACGUGGUUUGCUGUCACAAGCUUCUUCAUCCCCGUCAUGGCUUUGAGCUUCUUUUAUGUGCGGAUUUGCGGGGCCAUUCGCCAAAAUCUCAACUCGAAACAAAAAGUCAAUUUGAUCACGCUAACGACAGCCUCAAUCGAGAUGGUGACCAAACCUCGGCCUUGGUAUCGCACCUCAUUUCGGAGGACCAGUCCCGUGUUCUCCGAGACCGACAACAUGAGUCGGAAGAAAUUUGCAUCUUGCAGUGAUCUGCGUCCAAGAACUCAUUCCGUGGAAGGGAUUACUCGAGCCAAAAUCAAGUCCGUCAAGCAGACCAUUAUCAUUAUCCUGGGCUACAUUCUGUGCAGCAGUCCGGGGGUGAUCUAUCAGCUUGGUGUGGUUUGGCUCAAAGACAACCACACUUUGGCUCGAAGUACGGAGUGGUUCUUUUGGCUCAUGUCGUUUAACAGUCUUCUCAACCCGUGGUUGUACAUUGCUCUCAACCGGGAUUUACAAGUGGCAAUCAAGAAUUUCCUUUUGUGUCAAGAUCCUCCAAGUCUAUGGAUUAGUCACUCGCACACGCGCUCUUGGCAAAAUGUCCAUGACUUUUACUCGCCAUCUGGGAAAAUCCGUCCCCGUUCAAAUACAACCGAUGUCGAUGCCUUGUCUGAAAGGCCUCAGUUGGGUUGUUCUUUCCGAGUACAUUGGAGUCCUUCCUUGUCUUCGACCACGACGAGCAACCUGAAAAUGAUGCGUAUCGAGUCUUUACAAAGGAGGGUCACUAAAGAGGCAAUUACCAAUGAUUCGGAUCAACCUCAGGGACUCGAGCCAUCCACGAAUGAACACAUCAUGAGAAGCUUAUCCUCGUAUUCCUCCUCGUCUAAAAGCUAGCUUGUCGUGGUAACGAGUUUAGUUUGAGAUUGUCAAGUCCAAUAGUAAUGUGAAAGAACCACAUUGAUAGGUGGCCAAAUCUUUGGGACCUCAAAAUUAACGUUUAUGUGAGUGUCUGAAUUGUUGUCAAAACGCUUUUGAUAGAUCCAUUAGGCUCGUCUUAUGCUCUUCAUAAGUUGUGUAACGUUUUGAUAUAUUACAGUACAGUACUCUCUCGUGAUUUGCCAUGUGAUCCUUUGGUGAAGAAAUACCCGACUCGAUCUGAUAGAACGGUCAAUUAUGAGCCAAUUCUAACCAUACACUUUAUCUUGCCGCAAUAAUCGUCAGAAAUCUCUGAAAUCUGAUAUGCCGAGGGGCAUUAAGCAUUACCCAGAACUCAGAUAUUUACUGUGUGUAUAUGCCAAUUUGUCAUAUGCAGCAUUUGCGUUGCUUGUACUCCCAAAAAACAUAUUCAAAAAUGGUUGUUAAACCGUAACGUUGUCCAGGUUUCUUUUACCCGAAAUAAUCAAUCAAUAUCCAUAUUUCCGUCGUAAUAACCUCAGAUCUCCUUACCAUACCUUUCUUAAUCCCAUUACGUAGUAAACAAGGGAAUCAGGCAACUGGAAGAAAAUAAGUUUGUCCAACUAUCAGCUAUUCAUCAUUCAGAGUGCUUUCUCUUCUAUGUAAAGCAAACACGAUAUCAUGGUGUACCCUUGCAAAUCAAAACAUCAGUUUCUACCUCUAUCCUGACACAUACGCUAUUAUGUAGCCCACUUAUUUUCUUAAUUUUGUCUCCAUAUGAGCCGGUGUCUAUUUUUAUUACCGUUAUAUGUACGUAUUCUAAGGAUAGUAUAAAUAUCCAAAUUUUGCCAUAUGCUUGAAAUAUAUAUACCCUAUAUAUGCACAUA
Molecule: messenger RNA, 2421 nt
Organism: Tigriopus californicus
Lineage: Eukaryota; Metazoa; Arthropoda; Copepoda; Harpacticoida; Harpacticidae
Product: cephalotocin receptor 1-like
Exons: 5
Coding region: 149-1534 (461 amino acids)
Biological process (GO): G protein-coupled receptor signaling pathway
Cellular component (GO): membrane
Molecular function (GO): peptide binding; vasopressin receptor activity
Source: RefSeq, a predicted model, not a curated record